AUGCCUUCCGCCAUGCUCGACAAGUCCCUUUUCGACACCAUUCCGGAUUCCAUAGCCGCUUUCAGGAAUGGUGAAUUCCUCCUCGUCCUAGACGACCCCGGCCGCGAAAACGAAGCCGAUCUCAUCCUCCCCGCCCAAGACGCCACAACCGAAAAGCUCGCCUUCAUGAUCCGCUACUCCUCCGGCCUCGUGUGCGCCCCCAUCCUCCCCUCCCGCACCGAAGCCCUCGAACUCCCCCAGAUGGUCUCGCAAAGCCAAGACCCCCGCGGCACCGCCUACACCCUCACCGUCGACGCCAACCACCCCACCAUCACCACCGGCAUCUCCGCCUACGACCGCGCCCUCACGUGCCGCACCCUCGCCGACCCCGCAGCCACCCCGGAUUCUCUGCGUCGUCCCGGUCACGUCCUGCCCCUCAAGGCUAGGGAGGGCGGUGUUCGCGAGCGGCCCGGGCAUACCGAGGCUGCUGUGGACUUUUGCAAGCUCGCGGGUAAGUUCCCGGCUGCUGUGAUUUGCGAGGUCGUCGAUGAUGGUGCGGAGGUCGAGGGGCAGGCUUUGAGGUUGGAGCCGGGCAUGUUGAGGGGGGAGAAGUGUGUUGAGUUUGCCAGGAGGUGGGGGAUUAAGGUCUGCACUAUUGCGGAUUUGGUCGCUUAUCUUGAGAAGACUGAGGGGAAGCUUGCUGCCGUCAAUGGUACGUCUUGA
This is a messenger RNA of Scedosporium apiospermum, 702 nucleotides long. Its product is annotated as 3,4-dihydroxy-2-butanone 4-phosphate synthase. The coding region runs from base 1 to 702 and encodes 233 amino acids. NCBI's taxonomy places the organism in Eukaryota, Fungi, Ascomycota, Sordariomycetes, Microascales, Microascaceae. The record is from RefSeq and is a predicted model, not a curated record. The transcript has 2 exons. Gene Ontology annotation, cellular component: cytosol; mitochondrial intermembrane space. Gene Ontology annotation, molecular function: 3,4-dihydroxy-2-butanone-4-phosphate synthase activity. Gene Ontology annotation, biological process: riboflavin biosynthetic process; aerobic respiration.